This is a messenger RNA of Porites lobata, 12104 nucleotides long. The record is from the annotation of a GenBank genome assembly. NCBI's taxonomy places the organism in Eukaryota, Metazoa, Cnidaria, Anthozoa, Scleractinia, Poritidae.
GUUCUUUCCAUAGCUGUUAUAAAUGUGCACUCAGUAGAAUGCGAUACAGUUAUGAUUGCUCUUAGUUCCAAUUCGUCAACGGAGAAUAAUAUUACACUUAACGUUCAAAAGUUCGACUUCUCAGAGAACUCCCACUAUUUCAAUCACGGUAAGUGAUAGUAUUGUCACAGAAUAAAUUCAUAGGAAGAUAUCAGAUCAGUAUAUUGGGCAAAAAAAACACAAAAUGGUAGAAGUUGUAUUUAAUGCUUUACACUGCAUGACUUAAAAUAGAAAUCACAUCCAGUGAAUUGGACAAACUAUCAAUAUUCUCCUCCGUGCAGUUUACUAGAGCGCUGAACUGGCCCAGAGUUCAAUUCCCGCCCUGACCGCUGACCGGAUUUGUUCUCAGUAGUCCCCAGAUCAAAUCCUCGAACACUGUUGUAAAUAGUCAAAUGGUUUGCCUCCGGCCAGAUGAGAUUCCUUAACCCCAUUAUGUUUGAUUUAAAUUAUCUGUUUCUGGCUUCUGCUCUACCCCACUAGCAUUAGUGCUAGAAAUACUGUUGUUUUAAUCUCUUCUAAACCCGUCUUGUUUAGUCGCUAUAUUUCAAUGAUAUAAAAAAAGGAUUUCUUAUGUAAACGGGUUUGUUUCUAUUAACAUGGCCUACAAAGAAGGACUGAUUGGCGCUCUUGAAAACUUAAUAACAAAAUAAAGAAAUUGUAAUAGUUGGGAAAACCCAGCGAUUUUACUAUUCAGAGUUUUAGCCAAUCGCAGUCGAUCUCCUUCGGCAGAAUAUUCAGAUUUUAAAAUAUAGGCGUUGCUUUUUAAUUUUUGUUCGGUCACAUCACUUUAUUUUCAGCGUCAGCAUUUAUUGCACAAAACGUCGCCGUUCUUAUAGAGGGAAGCAACACAAAGAUUCCCGCAUGUGAACUCUCUAAAAUUACUGGCAUUCCUCUUAUCCGACUCCAUGAAGACAACAGACCAUUCGAACAAUGUGGGAAAGCAGUGACCAUGGCAGCAGACUAUAAAUACUACGCCUAUGCCUCACUUGAUAUACUAAGCAAAUUCCAGUGGCAGAAGAUUGCACUAGUAUUCGAUGGUAAAAGUUAAUCUACUAAUAUUAUACACUUAAUGUAAGGUUCCGAAGGAAACAGUUAGUUUUGUUUUCCCGAGAGUCCUGAUGUUUCCCGAGAUGAAGUCGAGGGACUCGAGGUAACAAAUGAAUAACCGGUGGAGCGAACCAAAACAGUCGACUCCGUACUUAUAACAACACAAAUCUAAUUCUCAGAAUCACUGAAUGAAUGAUUUACAAACAACUUUCCUCAUAUUAUCUGCAUCUUUUUCCUCCACUAGCUGCUGUUUCUCUUCUGAGAUAACUUUAAAAAUCGUUGCUUUUUACCUUGAGGUAGCCUGCGAAAACAUCCGUUUCUCCUAGCUCUUCGCCGAUGGGAACGUUUCGCUCGGAGGAAAGUCUGCGACUCAGCGACAGAAAUUCCAUACUGAUGACGUAAAAUCUGUCCGGAAUCCGGUCAGAAGCGCUGAUUGGUCGACGAAGUAGUUACAUUGUUUUAGCUAUUGUUUACGAAUGACAGACAAAAGACAAAAGGCCACAAAGGUCAAAUGUAAACGCGAAGAAUCUCGAACAAAACAGUCAAUGUUUGUGGAAAAAUAGUCUUCUCUAAAAGAAGCACGUGAGUUUUGCUGGAGCUCGUUGGCAGAUGAACACAACAAUGUGCCAAAAUUGACCAGAAGACACGUAAAAUUGGACAAAUUUGUAUUUGGAACCCCAUGACUACUGGAUUUAUUAUGUAAACAUUGGAUUGCGUCAUCAGUAUGGAAUUUCUGUCGCUGAGUCGCAGACGUUCCUCCUCGCGAAACGUCCCCGGCGGCGAAGAGCGAGGAGAAACGGAUGUUUUCGCAGGCUAACCUUGAGGCUUCGUGUUUGUGUUGUUGUGUUCAAUCACGAAAAAGAAAACUGGCGGUGUUUUUCCCGCCUUCUGUGACGCCACUUUUCACCAUGCUUUGAUCACGUGCUGUAAUGUAUCCCGAGGGUACAUUGCUUAAUGUAUCACGAUCGGGAUCCAUUUGAUUUUAGUCAAGGCCGCGUGACCAAUAAUCAACCAAUGGCAGUCCCUUUUUAGUUGAUUGAAAGUCUAGGAAUAUAACAGCUACGGUUCAGAAAACGGGCAACAAAAACGUGGAACCUGUUAACAUUGCUACAAAACGAGUUGUAUAAAUAGCCAACAGGAAUUUAACAAAAUCAGGUUGCCAUGGAUUUUUUUAACACUGGGUUUAUGUUUUGAUGCCAUAAUUUUCUUUAUUAAAUAUGCUCUAAGAUGAAAGUUCUCAGAAAAUAAAAAUGUUCUAUUUCCUUGAAAACUUUGGUGUCACUUUUUACCACUACUGCCCCUGUACAAUGCCCAUUUUCCUCUGUACGCAAUUAUGCAAAGGGUGUUGCAAAGACGCUCGACCGUAUGCACGAAACAUUUUCAUUACCACUGAAAAUUUUUCACAACAAUCACGAAAUAAGAUGAAUAAUCUAAAAUGACUUGAAACUAAAACCCAUCUGUUAACAGAUCACAACGUAACCAAUCGACACCACAAGGUGAUUUACCUUAUAUCUUUUAGAGAACCGUUUUCAAGAAGCGAGUUAUUUUUACGUCCUGUCCGGAAAAUCAGCACUGUCUGUAAACUUAAUCCAGCUCGCUGGGGGAGACCGAAACGCAUCUAUUUUGGCAGCGAUGGAAGAAGUUAGAAGACUGGAACCUGAAGUUAUACUGCUUUUUACUACAAGGGAAAACACUGAAAUCAUGCUACAGCAGGUAAUGUUUGCUUAAAAGCUGCCGUGUCUAACGCUAAGUUCUUUCAAACUCACUUUUCCCGGGUUAACAGCUCUGUUAAUAAUAAAAAUUGAGCAACUUAAACGACAGCAACGAUUCACUUGCCAACUUUAUACACUGGCUAUACUACUGCCGAAUUAGCAAUUAAGGCUGUUCGAGAUGGGUUACAUACAUAUACUAAGUUUGUUGAGCGUCCCUGGCUUUUCAGUAACUGAGUAGGUUAUAUUUACAAUACUGGGGGAAAAAAUAAGUUCGAGAAGAAAGGACAAGAUCUGAGACAAAACCAAAGGAAUGAAAGAUUAUAAACCUUAUCUGUGAACUGUACUUUGUUCUGAGAAAUAACUUAACUGAAUAACUGAUAUCAUCAUACCUUAUGAUCAGUAUUAGAUGUAAUGUAGAUUCCUUGCAUAAAAACGGAUGGUUCAAAGGGACAGAACGAAAACAAAGCUGAACAGUUCUUUGUUGUUUGGUUUAAAAAUAAGAGGAUUACUUUGCUCUAAUUUUAAUGACAGAAACCUUUCCUGCAGAGGGACGGAUUGAAAUGGUUACUUCAAGGACAGGUAUGAAAAAGGCCCGUGGAAAGGGUACUCCCUUAUAUGACCUAUACGGGGAUGCAUAUGUGCCGCUAGACAGGGUAUGGUUUUUGAACUCUCUGUCCUAAACAGGGUGUAUAAUUUCGAGCGAGUCUGUUCUAAUUGUAAACAGGGUAUUGGCUGCACAAUUGAUCUGUAUGAUUUGUUUGAUAAAAUUUGUGUGUCUUGCAAGUAUACAAAGCAAGGAACUUUAAUUUGAACUAUUGCAAUUGCCAAUAUUAAAUUGCUUUAAACAAGACGGCAUGCAUUUUGUCCUUUGUCCUAAACAGGGUAAUAAAAAUGAAGACUCUUUUUCCUCUGCACAGUGUUAGUGUUUCAAACCCUCAGCCGCUCACCCAUAUGCACAUAUUGGUCGAGUACCCGCCUCCCCCCCCCUUCACCCCUCCCCCCCCCCUUCGCCACGCGCCCCUCACCUCCCUAGGGAGAAAAGUCUGAGAAGUUACAUGAAACGAUUCGCAAAACCUUACAGGAACACCAAAUCUCUCAACUUAGAGAAACCAGAAUGCAACCCGGGCUGUAACUAACCCGGCCCUUUCCCAACCAAUCCGUGGCUUGGUUGCACUUGGUUUGAGUUUAAUUAUUUACGUACUUUUAAAUUACUGAGCUUUGCGUAAAACAGUACCGUAAACAGCUUUCAAUAAAAGAUUAGCGUGUUUCACACCGUAGAAAUUUGCCCUUUCAUCAUAAAAAGUGCGAGGCAAUGACCCAAAUGAGAUUGUUCUUCGUUGUUUAGAUUCCAUUGAACUUAAGAAGUCAUGAAAACAAUGUGGUUCUGGCAAUGAAGCUUCCAUAUAUUGAAAGCCAAGAUCUAAAUAAAAUGAAAAGCAUCGUUCAAAGAACGAACAAAAAUGUCAGUAAGGUAUGUUGAACUUUGCAUUUUUGUAUUGCUUGAUCAAUUCAACUCACAAGAAGUAGCGUUGAUUUACAUUGAAGGCCAGUUGGUCGGGGAUGCAGGGAAAAUACUGAACAAAGUUUUGUACUGGAGAACUACGGCCCAGGUCAUAUCACCGCUAGUAAUCCUUUCAUAUGCAGUGACCGUGAAACCUCGAUAUAACGAACCUCUAUUGUAACGAAACACCAGUCCUAGUUCGGUAAAACGAGCGAUUUUCUUUUGCCCAGUAAUAAUAUUGGUAAAGUAUAUGGAAAAGAACCUUAAUAUAACGAAACCUCGUUUCCGAAAGCAUUUGACCCUUCGUUUCUUCGAGUUUAACUCUAUAUCGGUCUUUUUUAUACUUUAGGAAACGUUUCACUGAAACCCACUCAAAUACCCUUUCAUGUAUUCGAUGCAACCAUAGGGUGAGCACCUCAGUUAACUUAAGAUCAGGUUUUACUUUCGUUACAAAUACUGACAGGAAAGGCGACAGAGCUGCGAGAGAACUAAUAAACCGCCACUGUAUAAACGACUUAUUGAAGGAACCAAGCAAAACUAACCACGAGAGAACGACUGGACAACUGGAGAUUUGACUAACACUAAAUGACUGUUUUUCUGAGACAAUAGGCGGAUCGAAACGCAAAAAAGGCCUACGAGUCUUCAUAGCGAAUAACUUCACAGCUUAACUGACAGACUACCAAUAACAUAGCGACUUAAUUGACCAAUCAGGUCAAUAACCAUGAGUUUAAUACCAUCAACUGGGGUGAUACAACUCACUUUGACUCUGAAGAUAACUACCGCUCAGGUUGUCGAGACGUCAGUCAAUAUCAACAACAACAGUCCUAUUCCGGACUACGUUCACCCGGACGAUCAUACUCAACCCACUUAAAUGACUCCUAGGUUCAAAACACAAAAGUGGGUCGGAUAUAUAUCAUUCAGGUUCGUUAAUCAAAAUCCCUAACAAUCUUUUGCAGUGCCUGAAACCUGAGAAAAUGUAUCCCUUCCAGGUGGGGCCUCCUUGAUAAAGGGGAAAAGGGGGAGGAUGCAUAUCACAUGUGAAUUACCUUAUUAUAGGAAAUUAACGCUCCAUGAAAUUAAGGUAUUGGAAAUUAACGCGACUUAAAUUCACGCGAAUUUAAUGCAAAACGACUUUCGAAUAAAGGAAAUUAACGCGAUUAAGACACAGUUGGUGGUAACAACUGGAACCGGAUUAUUUCAACACUGGAUGCAAAAAAAUUCAAAACUGAGCUGACAUCACUUCUGACUGCGACAACGAUGAAGAUGAACUCGAAAUAUUGUAACCCUUCGCCUUAGCUUUUGUGAAAGAUGAAAAAUAAAGGGUAAAUGGAAAGAAAGAAAGCUUGUAGUUAAUGUUUUUUAGGUGUCAAGAAUGUCUGGACAGGUUCCAAAAUUGGGGUUAAAAGACUGGAAAUUAAGAGCGCCGAAAAUUAACGCUGCACUUAAUUAACGUCGCGGAAAUUAACGCCCAACAAAAUUAACGCGACUUAAAUUAACGCGAAUUUUAACGAUUCCCGUUAAUUUCAUGGAGCGUUAAUUUCCUAUAAUAAGGUACUUCUUAUUUUGAGCCUCCACAAAACUGAUUGAAAAUCAUUUACUUUCUUAGGAAUUUUUUGCACUUGCUUACGAUUCUUCACAAGUUCUGAAGCAAGCGCUGAACAAAGAACUAUGCUCUGUUAUUAACGACACGGCCCUUACUCUAGACGAUAAGGAGACGUUAUCAACUUGUAUAAAGAAGGUAACUAUUUAACUUUUCUACGUAAUGACAUAUUAAUUUUAUCUAAACCUGCUAUAAUUGAUCCGGCCUCAGCUGCUGAGAGGUGGCUUCACCAGUUUUUUUCUUUCUUUAGAACCUAAUUGUUUUCUUUCUAUUUAUUAUAAUAAUUAAUAAUAAAGUCGCCGUCAAAUCCAGUUAGCCGUCUCACGGAGGGAUUUGAACCCGCGGCCUUGAGACUACUUAUAAGUGCAGCUCUCUGACCUCUCAUCCACUCUGCCAUCUUAAAUAAGCCAUUUGCACGACGGCGUCAUCAUACUACUACUACGACCGCAAUCCCUUUCGUUUUUCCUUUCAUAUUUAAAUUUAGUAAUCCCAGGGAUAUUUUAAUACGAAAAGUCCUAAUUUGUACAACGAAGCAAAACCAUGAAGGUUCUGGUCGUAGUAGUAAAAUAACGUAAUGUGCACAUGGCAUUUUGUUAAGGGAGGCAGCCCAUUAGUUGUCCUCACUGUAAUUUGUUUUUCAUCUUUAUGAAUAGGUGAAAUUGAAUGGCAAGACAGGGAAAGUCCAGUUUGACGAGAAUGGAAAUAGGAAAGAAAUUAAUCUGGAUAUUUUGAAUCUACAAAACAAUUCCUUUCAAAGGGUAAGUACAAGUGUUGUAUGCCUAACGUCAUUAUUCAAUGUGCAAAGUAAGAAAGAAAGCAAUUAUCAAUGAAAGUAAAAAGUUCUUUUAGUGAUAAAACUAUGUGAAAUAUUUUACGAAUAUGGGCGAGAGGGAAACUAUCUUUUCGAUGAUCCCGAAGUCAAGUUUAGGAAUACAUGGAGAUUUUAAAGGGAAAAAAAUAACUGGCUUUCUGAGGGACAAGUCUUUAAGUCAGAUUUGCAAUGUAGUCAACUAGUAGAAAUUUCUACGAGUACGAAUUGACCAAUUCGUCCCUUAUUAAUUGCUAAACCGCCCCUAAACGCUCCUGCGGAUCCAAGUCCCUUGAACCACUUGUUUAGUCAUCAGUUUUAACGGUCAUAGCAACUUUGUGAUCUCACUUGUGCAGAAAGGAAAAGAUCUUUCAAGCUCUGCCAGAGUGGGCACGAUUCAGUCAGUCACGAAUCAUGGUAAAGUUGACCCAAAAGUUCCAAUGAAAAUCUUAUGCCAUUAGCAUGGGAAGAUGCAUGCCAAUCGCCUAAGAUUUACGCUUUUUUUUUUUUUUUUUUUUUUUUGACAACAGUAAAGCUACAACUGCCUGAUUUUUUGUUUGUAGAUAGGAACGUGGAAUUCAACCAAAGGUGCAUCAAUGUUUGGAAAUAUUUUACCAAACGUGAAUCUUCCAUCCGCCGGAAAAUCUUUGGAGGGAACAAAGUUGAGAGUUGUUACUGUGGAGGUAAUGGAGACUUUAAGUUUGCACCCAGUGCAUACCGGUUACCAUAGCAAAGCUUAGCUCAAGAUGGACAUGACUCGCGUUCGUGAAAUUAAAUUAUUUUAAUCUAGUAAGAUACAAUCAAAAGAUGAACUUCCAGGUUAGUAUGAACUGUAAAAAGUGGGGGCGUUUUGGUGACUACAAUACGGUACUCUUUUUUGGGUCUAAUUUGACUCCCUUAAUCGGGGCCUUUGCAGUCCAAUUACCUAGGGCUGAUUUGGACCCAAGGGCUGAGUCCCAGGGUAGGCUGAAACUGAUUCAUUUGAUAGCGUUGUUUUGGCUUAAAUUGUGCUCAAAAAAGCUCUACAAGACGGUGAAUCAGACUUUGUCCUGCUGGGCUAAAUUGGCACUUUUACUGGUGAAAUAUGAUCGAUGUUGGCAGCACGUGCACCUUUUUUAAGCAUUUUGCUACGUAAUAGAUUAGAAUAAACAUAUCAUGACAUAUGGAGGUCUCUUGAUUGACAAAAAUUUGUUACUUUUAAACUCUAAUUCAGAGCCCACCCUACGUUGUGCAGAAACAGGAUGGUGGCAGCAUAUGGUAUGAAGGAUAUUGCAUAGACCUUUUCGAGGAAUUGGCUAAAAUUCUCAAGUUUUCAUAUGAGAUCUACCCCUCACCUGACGGGUUUUAUGGCGCUGAAACUGAAAAUGGUACAUGGGAUGGAAUGAUUGGGGAACUCAUAUCGAAGGUUUGCAAAAUCAUUUUUUUUUUUUAAUUUUGUGUCUCAUAGAUAACAGGGUUGGUAGUUGACAAAUUGCUGGAAGGUUAGAACAAGAGAGGGAGAGAGUUUCAUGCUGUUAAUUUUGUGGAAUUAUUGAUAAAUGAGAUCUUUUAUUACUUUUACUAUAAUUAUUUAACAAACAUGGUUAUCGAUAUUCAGGUCUUAUCUUUAUAACUUAUGGCUUUUAGUAUUGUAAAGGACUUGGAGAGUUAUGAUAAUGGCAACGUAAGCUUUGUAUUAUUAUUCUCAUAAUAUAAUGCGUUUGCUGCAAUUUUUUAGAUUUAUAAAACAAAACUCUAACUGGAUCAAAACGUGCGUCAUGGUAAAACUACACUAGUUUACAAACUCUGCAUGGAAAUGAUAAUGAUUGCAGAAUCAUGAGCUCGAUGAUUAACUGACAGUCACUGGUCAGGAGCUUUGUAAUCAUGAACAGUGAUAUUUUCAUAGCAUGCGGCAUCCUUUUCUUUCAGCGCGCUGAUGUCAGUGUAGCUUCUCUGACAGUAAAUUUCCAUCGAAAAAAAGUGGUGGAUUUUACUAUCCCUUACAUGUUUUACAUGAACGAAAUGUUGAUGAAGAAAACUUCCUCAAAAGAAGACAUGGACCUACUGCAGUUCAUGAGCCCAUUUCACAAUAACAUUUGGUUUUGCACUUUGGCAACGUUGGUUAUCAUUUCUGUAGCCGUGUUUGGAAUGAACUAUUACAGUCCUUAUGGGUACAAGGAUGAAAGUGGCCGUGGAACUUCAGAUGAGUUCAGAUAUUUCAAUAGUCUGUGGUUUGCCGUGGCUUGUAUGCUACAACAAGGUGGUGAUAACACCCCACGAAACUUGUCAGGUUAGUCCCAAUAGUUGUAAUAAUAAUUUUAACAAAUAAGUAACACACUCACCGCAAUCCCUUCUUUGUUUUUACCACUUUACCAUAUUUUGACAUAAUCUAAUGUUCUAUCACUGAACAGACGCACGACAACAUAGAAUCUCCUUUAAAAAUAACUGCAAGCGGAAAGGUGCACGAAAGAAGCGUUAGAGUUAGCAAUUCCAUCCUCUUCCAUAAAGCAUUUCAUUUGCGUUUUAUAACGUAGCAGUUUUAACCAGACUAAUAAUGUGCAAACGGUAGAUAAUCAUUGACCAAUCAGACCGCGCGCUUGACUUUUGUAUUGUUGUAUUAUAAUCGGUAAUGGUGUAGAUUUGUAUUUCGAUGAAUGUGUUGAAUUUUUUGUUCCGGUGGCAGCCUUAAUCUAACAAUUUUAAAAUAAUAGGAUUAAUUUUUUGCAGAAAAUUCACUUUUCAGAAAAAAAAAUCUAGCAACAUACGUAAUUGCUCUACCGGGAACUUUCCGGCCAUUACCUUUUUUAUCCAUUAUUUUACUUGUCUCUGUCUAUUUAUUUUAAUAAAGGCCGCAUUCUAGCUGGAUGUUACUGGUUUUGUAUUUUGAUCUGGGUCUCUACCUACACUGCCAAUCUCGCCGCCUUCUUAACCGUCAAAAAUGCCGAGAGUCCCAUCAACAGCCUGGAAGACCUUGCAAAGUCAAAUUAUGAACUCGGAGUUAUUCCCUCAACCACCGAAUAUGAAUACUUUAAAGAAAGUCAAGACCCAACACUACAGAAAAUAUGGCGUAGAAUGGAAGCUGGGAACAGUUUCCCAAAAAAUGGAACUGAGGGUGUUCAAUGGGUCAGAGAAAGAGAAAACUUUGUCUUCAUUACUGAUGGUCCUUUUCUCAGGCAUAUGGCCAAGCAACCCCCUUGUGAUCUUACAACAGGUAUUUUCUUCACACCUUUAGUUAACAAAUACGUCGUCAAAAGUAGUUAAAAAUCAUAUGGUUGUUAUGUUGUUGUUGAUGACAAACAGUUAAAUAAUAAUCUCACAAAGGGUCAGUGGUAUCAUCUGUGUAGCCUGUGUGACUGGCAAUGUUAAUCGCGUUUGUCUGCCUCAUUUCACAAUACUUCUGUUUUCUGGUUUGGUUUGACUCAGGCUGUAAAGCCCCGUAAAAAGGACAGGUCAAGUUGAGCGACCUUAUUUUCGUAGCGGGCUUCUCAGGCAAACACUCCUGCACCCUGGUGUUCCGCCAGUUACCCUGAGUACAUAUGUGUAGCUGGAUGAAAUAUCGAUCGUUAAUGUUAAAAUACAAGCCAUAAUCAGCGGAUGUUAAGUACAUGACGCAUGUUUUGGGAUACUCAGUGAACUGAAACUGGGCACAUACAGUUCAUGUAUAUGCACAGUAAUUAAUAACGGCCCCCAAUAUCUCGAUUCUUCAGGGUAAAUAUUAUGAUGGGUUCGAGUUCCAUACAUUGCAAGUUCGAGUUAUCGGGGAUGAAAACAAAUAAUCAGAAAUAGGCCUUUUAUACAUAAAAUAUUUUAUACAUACAAUAUAUAUUUACAUAUUUGUACGUAUUUGAUCACGAAUUUAUCAAGAUUAUUGUGCAUGUGUCUCUUUCUUGGUCUCUUUCAUUAUCCAUUAUCAUUAUCACGAUCAUUAUCAUUAUCAUUAUCAUUGUUAAAAAUAUACAAUAGAAUAAAUGACAACAACUUUAUUAUAAACAUUAUCCAAUACAGGAUUACAGUAUAGAAGCAUUGACAAAAGUUAUUACAAAUUCAUUGAUAAAAAUCUGUUAUAAAAAAUAUUAAAAGCCUUAGACUUGGUCUAAAACUGUUCUAUAAAAUGAUUGAAAAAAUAGAACGUGUCUACUUUAUCUUUCCAAUUAUACAUUUGCGAUUUCUGGCCAGCAAAAACCAGAGUUCAACUCAUGUUUGGCUUUCUAGAGCCUCUUACAUGUAACACUGCUGAUCCUAAUAAGUUAAAAGAAAUUUUUGCUCUCAGUCAGCUACUUACAAUGCUAUAUAUAGUCUAUCUACUUACUUCUCCACCAAUAGAACAAUGCUUUAUUUCCAUGUCAUUAACUGUCACAUUGAACAAGUUGAUUUGUUCCGAAUUUAUCUCGUGCGAGUUUUUUUUAGUCUUUAUGUCAUUAUCUUAUCUAAUGUAACCUUUAUGUCAUAGCUUUGGAAAAUAUAACCUUGCGCAAUCUGCAUGUAUUGGUUAAUUAUAGCUUGGCCACCCGAAAUAUCAUUGCAUUAGCACGUGGUUCAGUUUAUAGGUUAUGCAGUUUAUUUAAAAGGCAAAAAGUUUAAAAAAGAUGCUUCACGUACCCAUCACAUUAUCUAAAUCACUUCCUUGGCCAUAAUGGUGUCCGUUCAUUUCUCCCCGCGAACAGAUCUCACCCCUAGCAAUGCAUAUUGUACGUAUAUUGUACAGUACAGGGCCUAUUGGCAAGCGAGAAAAGGCUAUAAAUAUCUCUUUUUUAUUAGUUUCAGGUCUAAGUUCUCCCUACGGACUUGCAUUCGCCCUUCAACCCAAUGAUUCCCGUACCAUUAACUUUACGCUGGCAAUUCUACGUCUUCAAGAAAAUCAUUUCCUCGAGGAUCUUUAUCGCAAAUGGUGGCAAACAUCAGAUACUUGCUCACAAGAAGAAAAUGCACGUAAGAACGUUCAAAUUCUCUAUCGGACUAUUGUAUUCCAGGACAAAAAUAUAUUUUCCAUCUUUAAACAAAGCAAUAGCAUGGGAGUAUAGGCCUAAUGUUAUCAUGAAUCCAUUACCCUAAGGAUUGCACGGCAAAAUAACAAUAACACUAGUUACUGGACCGUCACAUGACAUUCUUUUUUUUUUUCAGUGAAAUCACGUUACUCGUUUAUUUUUUGGUGAAAUGAACGGGGUAGUUCUUAUGUAACUUUUUGCAAGUGCAAAUAGAUUUAAUAGAGUCGUUGAUUUCAAAGAGUAAAGUUUUUAACUUCUUGGCUUUUUCUGUUUCAUUUCAGUUUUGUCCCAGAAGCAAAUUGACGUUAAAAGUAUGCUGGGUGUGUACAUUGUUCUAAUUGUAGGGAUAGUGUUAGCAUUUAUCACGCUGAUCACCGAGAUUCAAUGGGAAAAGGGGCUGAAAGAGAAAGUUUUAAACAAAUUUCGAAGGUGA